AUGUUUGGUGCUGUGUUUCUUUCCUUAGGUGUGCUGAUGGUGCAGCUAACGGACGGGGAACUUGAUUACAUCUCUAAAGGAGAAGGGAUGCGGCUGCAAGGGGACUUCUCCAUCGCUGGACUUUUUCCUCUUCACUACACGAAUGGACAAAGUCUAGGACUGCCUGCUGUGGGUCAGUGCAACAGAGGUAGCCACAACAAACACGGAUUUCACUUGCUGCAAGCCAUGAGAUUUGCAGUGGAAGAAAUCAACAACAGCACUGGACCACAGCCUCUGUUACCGGGAGUGAAGCUGGGCUACCAGAUGUAUGAUAUCUGCUCCUUAUCUGCCAGUGUCCUGGCCACACUGGAUGUGCUGGAGCAGCACUACCAGAGCCCUUCUACAUCUGACACAGAGGGGAGCAUGGACUCAAACUACAACAGCAGUCAAAGGACUGUGGCUGUAGUUGGUCCAGACAGCAGCAGCAAAUCUUUUACCCCUGCUGCUUUACUGGGAGCUUAUCUUAUCCCACAAAUCUCUUAUGAAGCAUCAAAUGAAAUGCUGAGCAACAAGUUCCUCUAUCCAGCCUUUCUUCGCACAAUUCCCAAUGACAAGAACCAGGUGGCAGCAAUGAUCCAGCUUCUUGUUCAUUUCAACUGGACCUGGGUCGCUCUCUUGGGCAGCGACAACGCCUACGGCCUGGAGGGAAUGCAGAGCCUGUCCAAGCAUGCACCACACCACGGCAUCUGCAUUGCCUACCAAGGAGUCAUCCCCGCAUUCAGCGCUGACACAAUCCAGACCAUGAGAAACAUAGUAACAGGCUUAUUGAAAACCAAAGUCACCGCAAUCGUAGUCUUCUCCAGCAAGUCAAAACUCAAGGGCUUCAUCCCAUAUGUCAUUGAGCGAAACGUGACAGAUAAGGUGUGGAUAGGGACAGAGGACUGGUCAACGUCUUCCCUGAUAUCAGAGAUACCUGGCAUUCACACUAUUGGCACUGUGCUUGGGAUCUCUGUCAAGUAUGCAGCCAUUUCUGGUUUUGAGGAGUUUGAGAGAAAGUUUUUUGAGGCUUCAAUGCAAUACACCCAGGAACUUUCUAAUGUCUCACUGAGCUCUGGCAAUGGGUGUCUGCACAGCACAGACCUGUACAGUCUCGCCCGAGAGAGGUUCCCUCAGGACAGGUACGACAUUACCUCCUCCUUCAAUGUGUAUACGGCAGUGUAUGCUGUGGCUCAUGCUCUGCACAAGGCACUUGCUUGUGAUUCUGGAGAGUGCCAAAAGAGGAGAGUGGCUCCAUGGGAGCUUCUCUGGUGGCUUAAAAAGGUGCAAUUCUCUCUGAACAAUGCCUCUGUUUACUUUGAUGCAAACGGUGACCCACCAACAGGAUAUGACAUCAUUUCCUGGAUUUGGAGCGGUACCAAAUGGUCUGUCAGAAGGGUGGGCACCUUUAGUCCCGACCCCAUUUCGCUUACAGUUGAUGCUGAUCAGAUUGAGUGGUAUUUCAAAGGAGACUCAGGAGAGGUGCCACUGUCCAUCUGUUCUCCGCCUUGCCCGAAAGGCCACAAGAAACUGCUGACAGGGCAACACACAUGCUGCUUCGACUGCCAGGCUUGUCCCUCUGCCACCUUCCUAAACACAAGUGACCCCACUAACUGCCAGGAGUGUCUGCCUCAGCAGUGGUCUCCCCCGAAGAGCGAGCAGUGUCUCAACAGGACCAUCCUGCUGCUGGCCUGGGACGACCCCCUCUCCAUCGCACUGCUCUUCUUCAUGACCUCCUGUCUACUCAUGACCACCAGCUCUGCACUAAUCCUCCUGCUCAACCUGAACACUCCAGUGGCAAAGUCUGCUGGAGGCCGCACCUGCCUCCUGAUGCUGGCAGCUCUGACUGCUGCCGCCAUGAGCUCUUUGUGCCACUUUGGCCCGCCAUCCCCUCUGGCCUGCAUCCUCAAGCAGCCUCUAUUCAUUGUCAGCUUCACUGUGUGCCUGGCUUGCAUCACUGUGCGCUCCCUUCAGGUCGUCUGCAUUUUUAAAUUUGCAUCCAGGCUGCCACCGGCCUAUGACAAGUGGGCCAAGAAACAUGGGCCAGAGUUUACCAUUUUCCUGGUGUCCAUCAUUGUGUUGCUUAUUUCUGUGCUCCGUGUGUCUGUCAACCCUCCUCGUCCCGACCAGGACCUUAACUUCUAUAAGGAUAGCAUUGUGCUGGAGUGCAGUAACACCCUCUCACCCGGUGCAGGCCUGGAACUUGGUUAUGUAUCAAUGCUCAGCGUCCUCUGCUUCUGUUUUAGCUACUUGGGCAAAGACCUGCCAGCUAACUACAAUGAGGCCAAGUGUGUGACCUUCAGCCUGAUGGUGUACAUGAUCUCCUGGAUGAGCUUCUUCACUGUCUACCUCAUCAGUCGGGGCCCCUUCACCAUGGCUGCACAGGUGUUUGCCACACUCUUCAGCGUCCUGGCCUUCUUUGGGGGCUACUUCCUGCCUAAAAUUUAUAUCAUUGUCCUUAAACCCCAGAUGAACACGACUGCCCACUUCCAGAACUGUAUUCAGAUGUAUACGAUGAGCAAACAAUAGGCCUUUAAAUAUUUUUAAGCUAGAUUUCACACCUUUCGAUACAGACUCUUAAUUUAAAGCUCAUUUUAAACUUCUGUUGGGCUGCUACUCCUUAUGAAGACGUACAAUUAAAGUGCCCUCUUGCAGCUGUAGUAGGUGGAACUGUGAAACUAAUGCUGUAUGUAAAAUUUGCACUUGUUUCAGUGGAAUAAAUGCAAGAAUUAAAGAACC
This is a messenger RNA of Notolabrus celidotus (New Zealand spotty), 2754 nucleotides long. RefSeq names its product taste receptor type 1 member 1. Lineage: Eukaryota; Metazoa; Chordata; Actinopteri; Labriformes; Labridae. The transcript has 6 exons. Bases 1 to 2544 code for a protein of 847 amino acids. Gene Ontology annotation, cellular component: membrane. Gene Ontology annotation, biological process: G protein-coupled receptor signaling pathway. Gene Ontology annotation, molecular function: G protein-coupled receptor activity. The record is from RefSeq and is a predicted model, not a curated record.